Messenger RNA from Volvox carteri f. nagariensis, 1148 nucleotides. RefSeq lists its product as uncharacterized. Bases 147 to 1148 code for a protein of 333 amino acids. The record is from RefSeq and is a predicted model, not a curated record. Lineage: Eukaryota; Viridiplantae; Chlorophyta; Chlorophyceae; Chlamydomonadales; Volvocaceae. The transcript has 9 exons.
AAAUGAACCUAUCCAACGUACGUGCGGCGAUCCGCAAAGCUUGUACGCGGUGACACACAAUAGAUAGCAAUCUCGGCUUAAUAGGCGCAUCAUUCCGCUGACUCAAUAAACCGACAACCUUAUAAAUCAUCAUAACAAUCGUCACGAUGCAGCUCAGGAUAGCAGCAGUCGCGGCGUGUGCGUUGCUCCUCUGGACACCACUCGCAGCUGCAUUUCCAAUGUAUUGGUAUGAUUCUAUUACCUAUCUUGAUGAACUUUUACCUGGAAGUGAUCUUUGUGAUGGCCAUCCUACGGUGGCAGUCAUGCCCGAGACCUCACCGCAUGGGAGUCCAACGCCGGACAGCUCCAUCGGCUUUACCUUCUAUGAUACUGUGAGCAAAAAUGUGACAUACGGAUUAUGCCCUGGAUCAAACUACACUUUGAAGGUAUCAUUUCCUGAUGGCCCGCGACUGGCCCUCCUUACGGCUGACACCGCGAGCCAAGUCGCCUUCAUUCUCCCCACACCAACCGCUGGAUGCCCCAAUCGCGUUGAUUUGGGCCGAUCCAUGGGCAGCAGGGCAUCCAUCAGCUUCAAUGCUACUUUUACCGUGCCCUGCAGUACGGCAGGCCUCGACGCGGGAUGCAACGGCAAGACCGUACUAUUCAAGGUUACCAGUGCAAGCCGGGUCAGCUACAACUGGAAGCAGAAUUCCGUUUCCACACAGGUCACUGUCUGGGGCGCCUGCGCUGCAGCUGCAGCUGCUUCCUUCACCACCACCGCGGCCAUCGUCACCCUUCCCGCCGCCUGUAAGGCUGCCACCGCCACGCCCCAAGCCAACGGUGCCCCCACCGCGGAUGUCCCCACCGACCACGGUGACGACGGCGCCACCGAUGCCAUCGCCGCCACUCAAAGCCCCGGCACCUCUGCCGGGUGCUUCUCUCUGCACUCCCAGCACCCUGGGCUACCAGUGCAUGGAAAAACUGGCUAUGUGGCCAUCGCCUUCGCCCAAACGUUCAGCUCCAUGUAUCCCGCGGAUAUCGUACUGGGCUGGUACAGCAACGGCAGGAACGGCAGCCCAUACAUUGACACCUUUGCGCCCAGUGUACGUUUCGUACUUUGCCCUGAUACCUAUUUGUCGUACAUCAUGGUGCCGACCGCGCAAAAUUAG